Messenger RNA from Acanthoscelides obtectus, 1087 nucleotides. The record is from the annotation of a GenBank genome assembly. Lineage: Eukaryota; Metazoa; Arthropoda; Insecta; Coleoptera; Chrysomelidae.
AUCUGCGCUAUCAAUGAUCUUGACAGGCAGCUCAUGGGAUCAUCCCAUCUUGAAACGAUACAUGAAGGGCAUAUAUCGGAUAAGCCAACAACAGCCAAGAUAUAAUUUGAUCUGGGACCCCAAGCGAGUCUUGGACUUCUUGGAAGCUUAUCAGAAAACAUCCCUGAAACUGCGUGCAAUGAAACUAGUAACCUUAUUACUGUUAGCAGCGGGACAGAGGUUGCAGACUAUACCUAAAAUUAAAAUUAGCAACAUACGCGAUACUGAAGACGGUGUUCAAAUCCUUAUAGAUGACAGGAUCAAAACAUGGAGACCUAGAACAGAAACAACCUUGCUUGAUACUUCCAAGAUUCAAUUACAAGCCUCAGUUAUGCGUUGCGAAGUGUCUGAUAUGCUACGUUACAGAAAUUGCUGCAUUAAGGAACCCAAACGACGGGUGGCGGGCUCAGAGGUCAAGAUAUCUCCUGACAUGUCUACCACAAUAACCAAUGGACACAACACUAGCACCGAAGAUUUCACCAAACACAUCUUUGGAGGCACAGUAAAGGGAUGCGCCAAGAAAACUGGCGAUCAAAUAGGUGAUUAUCAACGUUUCGUAUAUCUGAAAGCGGCUUUGUCGGGCCCCGCUUUAGAUGUUAUCGCGUCAAUCAAAGUUUGCAAAGAGAAUUUUUCAGUUGCAUGGAGCACUCUAUGGGACAGUUAUUCAGACAAAAGAACUUUAGUUCAUGAACAUAUCAAGGCUCUUCACGCUAUUCCGUCUACAAGUAAGGAAUCUUCAACUGGUCUAAGACAAAUCGUAGAUCAUGUCAACAUACAUUAUCGUGCUUUACAAAACUUCAAUGAGCCUACCGCGGAUUCAUUGUUAGUUUUUCUUAUCACGGACAAGUUAGACUCACUCACAGUCAGAGAGUGGGAAGCAAAAGGUCAUUCAGACAAUUCACCAAAGCUAACAGAUCUGUUGCAGUUUCUACGUGAUAAGGCUAAUCUUCUGAUGAAAUUAGAAGGCCAAAAGAAGCCUUUUGAUUUUCCACCCAAUAGAAAACCCAAAGACUUCAAAUCAGAGCGGAAUGCUUCGAAAUCUUUCUAA